AUGCCUUCAUUAAAACAAUUAUUAAGUACAGGUGGUUUACUUCUAUCAGUAAGUAUAUGUUUAAUUGUAACAGUAUGUGUUGGCAUAGCAAUAGCUAUUGUUCUAUCUCUUAUCCCAACAUAUACAUCAACAAAAGAUCUAACACCGACUGGAGAAACAUACUGUAUUAACAAUUUAUUACUCUAUGCAACACUUAAUACAAGUUCUGCAGCUACAGCUGGAACUGCAGUAUCUGCUGGUUAUCCAUUAAAUCAAGCGUGUUAUCGAUUAUUACAACAAUAUCAAAGUGAUACAUUGAUUCAACUUUGUUCUCUGUCAAAUUGUAUUCUUGCAAAUGCUACAACUGCAUUAACAUAUUCUUUAUCAUACAUAUCAUGUUCAGCAACAAUUUAUUAUUCAACUCGAUGUAGUCAAAGUUCAUCAUCUGGUUUAAAUAAUACUGUUUCAUCAUCAGGAAAUAGUCGAUGUCGAACAAAACGAAUGAGUAACAUUAAUGGUGCAUUGGGAUCAACAUGGACAAAUCAAUAUACAAAUGUACCUUCAGUUAUCAUUUCGAGUUCAACAGCUACUAUUUCUAAUCUUACAACUGUACCUUUUUCGAAUUAUACACAAACUGGAACAUAUUAUUGUGGAAGUGUCACUCAAUCGGCAAUUACCGCAGCUAUUAGUAAUCAAACUAUUGGAUAA
Messenger RNA from Adineta ricciae, 687 nucleotides. NCBI's taxonomy places the organism in Eukaryota, Metazoa, Rotifera, Eurotatoria, Adinetida, Adinetidae. The record is from the annotation of a GenBank genome assembly.